AUGGUGCAAUGUAAGAAAUGCAAACUGUUUCUAUCUUUGGCUAAAGAGGAUAUAGUGAGAUGUAAGGGUGAAUGUGAAAAUGUUUACCAUAAAAAAUGUGCAAAUAAAAAGUUCCUGAAUAGUACACUCUGCGACGACUGCCAGACAAAUAAAAGCAGCCCUAAACAGUUCGUAGAUGAGACGAAAAUUACAUUAAACCCUCGAGAAGAGUCUGGAGAGAACGUUUUGGCUGAGGUAAAUAAAAAGUUAGCGGUGAUUUAUAACCUGGAGAAAAAAAUAGAAGAACUUACCAACAGCGUUGAAUUCUAUGCUGACAUGUAUCAAACAUUACUUAAUUUCAAAGAAGAGUCACAGAAAAAAAUGAAGACUUUAGAACAAAAAAAUGUUUAUUUGGAGAAGUGUAACAAGGCAUUAGAAGAACGGGUACAAGAGUUGGAAAUGAAAGAUAAAGAGAAAAACAUUGAAAUUCACGGAUUAGAGAAGCACGAGAACGAAAAUACCAAAUUAGUAGUCCAAAAAAUGGCACAGAAACUGAAUCUGGACCCAAAUGAUAUUGAAGAGGCACAGAGGGUAGGCCAAGAAAAACCAGACGACACAAAGCCCAAGACUGUGUUGGUCACGCUUCGAGAAACGAGAAGAGGAGGAGGAAUAUUAAUUUACGCUAAGAAUGCAUUAAACUUCGAAGCUAAAAUGAUAAACACAGAAGCAGUAGAAACAAUUCAUGGUCAAUUGAAACACGGGAAAAAUAAAACACAUAUUAUCGCGAUAUACAGACCACCGGCCAAUAAUAAACUAAUAUUUAUAAAGGAAUUAGAGAAUCUACUGCAAUCCGUGCCAGCAUCUGACAGUGUUAUAGUAAUUGGCGACACCAAUAUAAACAUAUUGAACGACACGAUUAAUCCGACUGUAUCAAGGUACAAAAACGCCCUGUGUGAAUGCGGCCUGCUGUGUGUAAUACCGAGCGAAGAAGCAACGCGCGAGGCGAUCGCGGGCGACCGGCUUGAGGCAUCGUGUUUGGAUCAUAUCUGGGUGCGAGCGGGACGGAGCGGGCGCGACGCGUGCGCGUAUGUCCUUGAGUCACGAAUCGCCGAUCAUCAUGGAAUCGGAAUAAUGUUGAAUUUAAGUGUGAUUGGAAGCGAAAAUCAAUGUGUGAAUGACAAUUUUAAUAAUAAUAAUAGUAUGCGCGAAGUGUUAAAGGACAAAAUUGUUAAACAAAAGCUGGAUGAAUAUGACUGGGCCCAGUUAAAUACAAUAACGUGUCCGGUAUUAUUAUAUCAGACGAUGUGUAGUGUAUUUAAUCGUAUUUAUAAGGAAAGUACCAUUAAAACUAAAAUAGAUAAUAAGAAGGUAAUAAGACAGCCAUAUACAGACAUAUACAAUGUUAUUGCGAAGGGAUUAUUUAUUUAG
This is a messenger RNA of Arctia plantaginis, 1407 nucleotides long. NCBI's taxonomy places the organism in Eukaryota, Metazoa, Arthropoda, Insecta, Lepidoptera, Erebidae. The record is from the annotation of a GenBank genome assembly.